AUGGAUUAUGAACAUGAAGACUUUACCAAACCUGUAGAAUCUUUGGAAUCUAUGCGCCAAAAAUUUGCUCAGAUUGCACAUUCUCUCUCUCACUUUCUGGCAUUACUGCACCAACACAGAACUCUCGUGCCGUGGUCUGCAAUUCACAAAAACUUUAGCAUUCUCCUUUCGCAACUUCAUUCCUUGACAAACACUCUCAUCAGCCAGUCGCAAACACUUAAGACAAUAAAUAUAUUUCCAUCAGAUUUGUUCCCCGUUCGUGAACAAGAACCCCUCUUAACAACUUUGCUGCGCACAAAAGCUCUGCCUGCUGUUGAGGAAUGGGAAAAUUCAACACUACAAAGUGUUGAGGGUGAUAUUACUGAUGAAGAAGUAAACCAACAGGUUAAUGCGUCGAGCCAACUGUGGGAAGAAGCCCGAACAUUUCUGCUUACGGAAAGAGAGAAUUAUAAUUGGGUCGGAACUGUCACAAGGAAGCAAGAAAAUGAAGGGGAGUUUAGUGAUCAAAAAGAUUUGGAGCAGCAGCGCGUAGCCGAGGAAGCAACUGCUGACACCUCGUUAAUGGAUCUCUUAAGAUUUAUGAAGUCUGGGCGGCGUUAA
This is a messenger RNA of Schizosaccharomyces japonicus yFS275, 600 nucleotides long. Its product is annotated as mediator complex subunit Med8. The transcript is spliced from 3 exons. Gene Ontology annotation, biological process: positive regulation of DNA-templated transcription; transcription initiation at RNA polymerase II promoter; regulation of transcription by RNA polymerase II. The coding region runs from base 1 to 600 and encodes 199 amino acids. The record is from RefSeq and is a predicted model, not a curated record. NCBI's taxonomy places the organism in Eukaryota, Fungi, Ascomycota, Schizosaccharomycetes, Schizosaccharomycetales, Schizosaccharomycetaceae. Gene Ontology annotation, molecular function: transcription coactivator activity; transcription coregulator activity. Gene Ontology annotation, cellular component: mediator complex; nucleus.